Planococcus citri (citrus mealybug) is the source of this 1725-nucleotide messenger RNA. RefSeq lists its product as uncharacterized. Gene Ontology annotation, cellular component: nucleus. Gene Ontology annotation, molecular function: DNA binding. Bases 175 to 1614 code for a protein of 479 amino acids. The record is from RefSeq and is a predicted model, not a curated record. The transcript is spliced from 3 exons. Lineage: Eukaryota; Metazoa; Arthropoda; Insecta; Hemiptera; Pseudococcidae.
AUUUUGGUUUGUUGUUUAUUUUGGUUAUUUUGGUUUUUCAAAAAUUCUGAUUUUUCAUUUUUCUAAUCAGAAAAUCAGAAAUCAGCUGAGGUGUUUGAAAAAUUUGAAAUUUGAAAGUUCUCCUGGAUUGAUUGUAAUUAAUAUUAUGAACACGUAAUUUUACAGAACAGAACAAUGGCUGAAACCAAGACAGCAACUGGUAAAAAAAUGAAGUAUUCCAAAACGAAGCUCAUGAAAGCACUAGAGGCUCUGAUACAAGGAAAAUAUAAACUCUGCGAAGCUGCCAAAAUAUACCAAAUACCCCGGCAAACCUUGGCUGAUAAAAUCAAAGGUCGAAGACCAUUCGGAUACUGCAAACCUGGCCCACAAGCUGUACUAGGUACCGAAAUCGAAUCAAAACUGGAAAAUUGGCUGUUGGAAAAUCACAAAUGUGGAUUUCCUUUAGAUCGAGAAAGCGUCGAAUUCUCCGUUAAGCAUUUAAUCGAACAAAUUCCAGAAUCGGCCAGGCAUUCGAUACCGUUCAAAAACAACACUCCUGGAAAAGGAUGGUUUAAAAGUUUUCGAAAACGACAUCCUCAGUUGCUAAAACACUCGAGUCAAAAAUCGUUCGAUGUUUUAGUAGACGACGAUGUGAUACAAUGGCAUGAAAAUAUCGAAUCACUCCUGAAAGAGAAACGAUGUUCGGAAUUGCUCCAAGAUCCGAGUAGAAUUUGGGUAAUGAAUGAAAUCGUCGUAGCUGUCAAUAAAGAUAGCAGUUUAACGUCGUUGAAUAGAAAAUGUUCGCAUAAAUUAGCUUCCAAGACGUAUAGCGAGAACACGUACGCGUUUUUUCUAACUGCCAAUGCUGCAGGCACAAUAGCACCUCCUUUGAUUAUCACGAAGAAUUCGAAAAUAUUCGCCGAUAUGGCUGAAAAGGUGUCUGGUAAAUGGGGAGUUUUGUCUAGUGAAUCUUGCCUACUCACCGGCGAAUCUUUCUUCGAAUACGUUAGCAAUAUACUUCAUCCUUAUCUGGUUGAAACCAAAGCCACCUUUCCAAUCGUUAUAUUUAUCGACGAGGAUUUCUUCUGUACGAGUUUACCAUUGAUGGAAUUUUGCCAAUGUAACGAAAUCGUUCUUUUGGCAAUCCCUAGAAACGCGUCUCAAUUCCUCAAUCCUUUAAGUACAAUGUCUGGAUUCCCCUUGGAAGUGCUCAGAGAUCAGGAUUGCAUGAGAGUACGGUACGAUUCGGUCAUUCAGCACCCUGCCAUAUCUUUAGUCGAAGAUUUACUUUCAAAGGUUACCAUACAGAGGUAUAUUGUGGAUAAAUUCAAAUCAUGUGGUAUGUAUCCGUUUGUUUACAUCGAAGAACCGACGACGAGCAGUGAGGAGCCAGCUUCUGUACUGAAACAAGAACGGUCUACGUCAAUUAGUAAGAAAUCUGAAAACCGUGAUUCAAAAUAUAUACCUGGCGAGGGGCGAAAAAAUAUUUCAGAUUCGUAUCAGCUUAGCUCAAACGAUCGUAAAAAUUCAACGUCAGAUGAACCAAGUGAUAAUAUGGAUAACACUGAUGACCAUUUACAAUCGAGUGAUGAUCCUGAUGAAAUCAUUGUCGUUGAAGAAAUUGUGAUUUAUUGAGAUGUUUUGAUAAUUUUUUUUUUAUGUUUACUCUAAAUGAGCUGUUUCAUUUUGUUCAACUCUUUCUAUAUUGAUUUUUAUCGAGUGUUUGAAUAUAACUUUGUUGUAAUA